AUGCUUGAUACAAAUUUAGAUGGCCUUUUAUCUUUUAAUGAAUUUAUUUUUGAGGGAAAUUUAAAGAAAAUUGAACCAAUUGAAAGGCUUGAAUUUAUUAGAAAGCUUUUUAAUGAAUCAGACUUUGAUAAUAAUGGAGAAUUAAACAGUCAAGAAUUAACAGAAUUCUUUAUUAUUUUACAAAAACAAUGGGUAGAACAUGGAGGGACUGAAAAUAUAGAUUAUUCAAUUGUACAAAAUAUAAAUAAAUAUUUGACUAAAUAUAUUCAUUCAAUCGAAGAAAAUAAUUUUUCAGGGGAAGAAUUAUCUAAUAAAUAUACAGUUGAUUUAAUUGAAGAACUUGAAGGAAUCUAA
Molecule: messenger RNA, 354 nt
Organism: Meloidogyne enterolobii
Lineage: Eukaryota; Metazoa; Nematoda; Chromadorea; Rhabditida; Meloidogynidae
Source: the annotation of a GenBank genome assembly